UGUAUUCCUGUAGCUGACGUCAAAUGGGGCGUGUGACUUAAUUGGACUGUUAAGUCCCCCCCCCCCAUUUGAAAUUGAGUUCACUGGAGUGCUGCUCUUGUGCUGCAUGGAAGGCAGAGGGGGUCUUGAAGGAGCCCACCACGCAGGCCGAGGAGGAGGCAGCUGCACCUCCUGCACGCAUCCCCUGGAGAAAAUGGCCGCUGGCGCUCCUGCCCUUCUUCUCCUGCACUGCCGUCAUUGGAUUCGCCCUCCACUACUUGACGUCCCCGCCCUCCUCGGUGUUCUUCCUGGGAUGCAGCGUGGAGUUCCCCAACCUCAACUUCUCCUCGGAGCUCGCCGAUUGCUCCUCGCCGCAGUUUCACCUGCAGGCUCAGGCGUUAAACCGUUACUUGGCAGAACUCUACAAGUCCUCUUGGUGGCGCUCGUACUACCUACGCUCAGGGAUUACUGCCUUCAGGUACUGCGGCGUGCUGAUCAAAUACUGUCCCAUGUGUACUUUUUGUCCACUCGGUGUACUAAGAACCCGAGUGACAAACAAUUGGCGGUUGUGUGCGGCAGCGAAGGGGCAUCGGGCCUCAACGUCUUCUACUGGAGCCAGUUCUCUGCCCCGCAUCACAUCGCCACCGCCAUCCGCAGGUCCCGCCCCGAGAGGCUGCAGCGUAGACUUCCUGGCAGCAACAAGGUGCUGUGGGACGGCCGACACGAGCAGCGGUACUACUUGGAGCAAGAUGACGUCACCCGACAACUGCUGGGUUUAGACCCUGAUGACUUGGAGCUGGAAGAAAAAUCGGGCAAGAUUAAGAAUCCACACAGCGGGAAAUGGCAGCUGGGCUUCCAAGCCAUGUCCUUUGACCUCUACGCCAAACACGGCGUCAACCGCACCCUGAGCCUCGUCAGCCCCAAAAAGCUGUACUACCAAUGGCGUCUCCGCGUGCCGGCCGGUCACGUGGUGCGGCUGGUCAUCCUCGCCCUGCACGGCGCCACGCCGGGAAGCUGCGGCGCUCACAAGCUCUCGGCCUACGACUUCCUGCUUCCUCUGCAGAACAAGAUCAUCGCCAGGUGGUGCGGACUACCGCCGCAGGGCUCGCCCGCCGCCAUGAGUCUGACCUCCUCCGGGAACGUCAUGCUGGUCACCUUCUCCUUCAGCCGCCAGAGGGAGGGCACCGUCUUUAAGGCCUAUUUCCAGGCCGUCCCGAAAGCAGGCUGUGGAGGCUCACUUUCCUCCUGGAACGGCUCCAUUUCCUCCCCCUACCACCCCUCCCACUACGCUCCCAAUAUAGACUGCAGCUGGAAGCUAAGAGCGCCGUUGCCUGGAUACCUGAUCUCCAUGACGAUCGUGACGGUGGACAUCCAGGGGUCGUCGGACGGCUGCGAGAAGGACUGGCUGGACGUCGGGGGGGUGAAGCUGUGCAACCCGGUGUCAGAUGCCAGCAAGAGGCGGGUCUACUCGUCUCCGCUUUCCAUCCACUUCCACUCCGACGAAUCCCAAACUCACAAAGGCUUCCAUCUGCUCUUCCGGGCCUUCUCCGCAGAAGCUGCGUGUCCUCGUCAAUUCCGCUGUGGAGACGGACGCUGCGUCCCUUUAAGGAGCGUGUGUGACGGCGUCAGAGACUGCUCGGACGGACGAGAUGAGGCCAAAUGCUCGUCGUGCAGGCCCGGCGAGGUGUCAUGCGGUAACGGACGCUGUCAGCCUCCGAGCAGCCCGUGUUCCAGCAUGUGUACGGACAGCAGCGAGGAGAGCAGCUGCAGAAGUGAAUGUCACCACAGGUGCCCCAACCAAGGGUGUCUGCCCAAGUCUUCAGUGUGCGAUGGCGUGGUGGACUGCAAGGACCGCAGUGAUGAGAUGAACUGCACCAGAGCAUACGUGAAAGGCUGCUCCCCGUCCUCCUUCAAGUGCGCCAACGGGAAGUGUGUGAGUAAGGUCAACCCCGAGUGCGACGGCGUCCGAGACUGCCCGGACGGGUCUGACGAAGCGCGAUGCGGCUGCGGGGUCCGGCCCAGGAGGCGUCCCAAGAUAGUGGGCGGCUCGGAUGCGGGUCCGGGCUCGUGGCCGUGGCAGGUGAGCCUUCAGAUGGAGCGCUACGGUCACAUCUGCGGCGCCACGCUGCUCGCCAACCGCUGGCUGGUCUCAGCCGCUCACUGCUUCCAGGACUCGGACGCUAUCAAGUACUCGGACCCGCGUGCGUGGCGGGCCUUCAUGGGGCUGCGCGUGGUGACCGCCGGGACCAACAGCGUGGCCACCAGGCCCGUGCGCCGCAUUCUCCCCCACCCCGGGUACGACCAGCUCACCUCGGACUACGACAUCGCGCUUCUGGAGCUCAGCGCCCCCGUCUUCUUCAACGACCUGGUGCAGCCCGUGUGCGUCCCCGCCCCCUCGCACGCCUUCGCCAUGGGGACCAGCUGCUACGUCACGGGCUGGGGCGUCCUCAUGGAGGACGGAGAGCUGGCCUCGCGCUUGCAGGAAGCGGCGGUGAGGAUCAUCAGCAGAAACACGUGCAACAAGCUCUACGACGACGCCGUCACUCCCAGGAUGCUUUGCGCCGGGAACCUGCAGGGUGGGGUGGACGCCUGCCAGGGUGACUCGGGGGGGCCGCUGGUGUGCCUGGAGCGCGGCAGGCGCUGGUUCCUGGCGGGCAUCGUGAGCUGGGGCGAAGGCUGCGCCAGGCAGAACCGUCCGGGCGUGUACACGCAGGUGGUGAAGUUCAGCGACUGGAUCCAUCAGCAGACCAGAGGACAGGUGUGACGCCGGUCGUCUGUCGUCCGGGGCGCCGUCAUGCCGGGAAACACGGCCAGGUUUGUUUUGUCGGGCGGUGAAGCGGACACGGAGACAUGGACUCUUCCUUUGGCCGUCGGUGCAAUCGAUCAAUCAAUGAAACGUCACCUCAUCCCAAAAUAAAGGCAACGUUUUCCUUCA
Molecule: messenger RNA, 2914 nt
Organism: Doryrhamphus excisus (bluestripe pipefish)
Lineage: Eukaryota; Metazoa; Chordata; Actinopteri; Syngnathiformes; Syngnathidae
Source: RefSeq, a predicted model, not a curated record